Molecule: messenger RNA, 1439 nt
Organism: Nanorana parkeri
Lineage: Eukaryota; Metazoa; Chordata; Amphibia; Anura; Dicroglossidae
Product: hepatocyte nuclear factor 6-like
Exons: 3
Coding region: 93-1349 (418 amino acids)
Biological process (GO): regulation of transcription by RNA polymerase II
Cellular component (GO): nucleus
Molecular function (GO): DNA-binding transcription factor activity, RNA polymerase II-specific; RNA polymerase II cis-regulatory region sequence-specific DNA binding
Source: RefSeq, a predicted model, not a curated record
GCUGAUGUGUGUCUGAUUUAAACUGCAUUUCAAUAGAGUAAAGAUUAAUGGGACACAACUAGAUAAAGAGGAGGAUGUUGUAGCCUGAAGACAUGAACGUCCAGUUGGGUUUGGAGAACGGUGAAGACAUCUCGAGCUCAGGCCAAGAGCUAAUGCACAAUCAAGGUAGGACUUUGCAUCCACCUGUACCGAGAUCCUCGUUGGUGUCCAGUAUGACCUCUGUGUUGGAUGGAAGCGACUACCACCGCUCAGACCAUCACCUGGCUACAUCGUUGCACCCAGGGUUGGGAUUUGGGGGGGAUUCUCCUCCAGCAUCCGCAAACAGUUAUACAACCUUGACCCCAUUGCAGCCCCUUCACGAAAAGUUCCAUCACCACCAGCAUCAUCAAUGUGUUCCAGUCGGAAAUGUCAUUGGAAGUUUUACUCUAAUGAGAGAGGACAGAGGACUUGGGCCUCCUAGUAACUUUUAUAGUCAUUAUCCUAAAGAUAUAAGCAUGGGGCAAGGUCUUUCGUCUUUGCCAAGCCCUAACCUGACCUCCAUGCACGGUUAUGGUCAUCAUUCAGGACACUUGUCCAACGAGAAGAUGGUAUCUGGCAAUGGUUUUGAUGCCCACCACAGCAUGUUUAGCAGAAUAGACCAGCACUUUUCAAGAGAAUUAUCCCCUCCUCCUUCCUCUGGAGUAGGGUCACCCAACAACAUGCACCAACAUCACUAUGUUCACCACAGGGCAGACAUUAAUUGUAGACAAAACCCCCCCAUGCCAACGCAAAAUACUACCCUCAACAGCCAGCUGGAAGAGAUUAAUACCAAAGAUGUUGCCCAAAGAAUUAUUGCCGAACUGAAGAGAUACAGCAUCCCACAAGCUAUUUUUGCAGAGAGGGUCCUGUGUAGGUCACAAGGGACUCUCUCUGACCUUCUAAGAAACCCUAAGCCCUGGAGCAAGCUAAAAUCGGGAAGAGAGACCUUCAAGAGGAUGUGGCGGUGGCUUCAGGAGCCUGAAUUCCAGAGAAUGGCAGCUUUAAGGUUAGAAGCUUGCAAAAGGAAAGAGCAAGAGCAAAGCAAAGCCGAAAGAAACCACGUGCCUAAGCGGCACCGCCUGGUCUUCACCGACAUCCAACGACGCACACUGCAUGCCAUUUUUCACGAGAACCAGCGGCCCUCCAAAGAGCUGCAGAUCACCAUUGCACAGCAGCUGGGCCUAGAACUCUCCACUGUUAGCAACUUCUUCAUGAAUGCACGCAGGAGGAGCCUGGACAAGUGGAUGGAGGAGGGUCACGGGCGCCCGCCUUCCUCCUCCGGCUCUUUAGCCUCCAAAGGUGGUUCGGCCAUUGCUUGCACCAAAGCAUGAGACGAUGCCUACUACGCUAUCAACCAAAGAUAGUACCCGCUCAGCCUCCAUAGUCAUCCCUUCUCCAUUCUUCGGGACACCGUCUCCAAG